AUGAACGCGAACUGCCCUGAAAUCUCCACUUCCGAGCUUUACAGGCUACUUGCAAAGCUUCUUGCUUCGAUGCACAUCCUGGACUGCCUCAAAGAUUCAAAGCAAGCCCUACGUCUUGCACUGUCAGCCGUCUCAGCGCAGGAGGGGGAUGAGCAGCAGCUGCUGACAGCUGUCCAGGACUUUUUCAACAUGCCCAGUGCAUGUCUGGUCUUAUUACGCGACAUGCUCCUCGAGCAGCCUGAAGCACUCGCACAGACCAAGGUCGCCCUGUCCAAGCUGCUCGAGAUCCAGCUACUUGCGGUUGACGGUGCCGGCUGCCAGGAGGGCGAGCGCAAUGCGCGCAUUGCGCUGUCGCUCCUCGUGCACUUGUACUGUUGCGUGGAUAGUGUCGAGCAGGCACAGGCGUUGGCCAUGCAGCGGCUUCGAGCUUGUGUGGCAACCUUGAGGACCACGCCCAUUGUGCCGGGCUACGGUGACGUCUCAAUUGACCUGCUGAAGCCUUUACGGGGUCUUUCACAGCUGGGGUCCCCAUGGGAGUCACCAGCAGCCGUUGAGGCACCUGCGUUGGAGGAGAGGGCAGUGGGCAUCCUGGCCGGUCGUGCCAUGCAGCUCAUGAGGGAUUGGCAAGCGGCCAUCCUGCAGCUCGAUGCGUUCCGGACGUGGCAGCGUCGGGAACGGCUCGAGGAGGGCGUCGCUGCUGAGGCUGCUCCCGCUGAACAACCCCAAGCCAAGGCCAAUCUGCCAAGGUGUACAUUUGCGCCUGCUGAUAUGCCGGACGUCGUCCGGAUGGUCUCUUACAUUAAGGGACUGCAUGGCGUCCUGACAGAAAACAUGACCUGGAUGGAGCCCCUACUGCGCGUCCAUUGUGCUGCGCAUCUUGCCCAGCUGCUCAACUCCAUCGUGCUGCCAGUAGCUAGCGGCGUGCUUGGCAUGCCUCAGCCAGCCCCCAUCCCAACAGUGGUGGCGGCAGCAGUAAACAACCCGCAGCCGAGAUCAACCCAACUGCUGCCACUGGCUAAGGUGUCUUGCGAAGCGCAUCCAUUGUCGGCACCCUCAUCAGCGCGGGGAACCGGGACAUGUAGUGUGCUGGCAGCAUCCACAGUCCCAGUAUCCGCAGCAGUCAGCGGGGCGGCCGGUGAUGUCGGUGACGCUGGUACUGGCACCGCCGCUGGUGUCGCGGCGAAUAUCGGCCGCAUGUGGAAAAACAAGGCUCUGCGUCAUGGCCGUACCAGGUCCACCGUGUCUUCCCUUGAGGCCAUGACCACUGGUGGUCCUCAGGGCUCUGGUCCUAUGCCCCCAGCUGCUGGGCAGAUGGACGGCCUAAACUUGGGACCUUCACAGCGCACCACAGAGGAUUCUGCCGACACAGGAAACCUUAUUGCGAGCAUUACAGCUGAUGGCAUGGACUGGGCUGUAGCCCGUCCUGCUGAGUUCAGGAAUGAUCCGUACGCGCGCCUGAGAGAAUGGUUUGCAGCAGGUGGAGUUAACCCCAACGGCGGGGCGACAAUGACUUCCCUAAACGCCCCUCUACAGUCCGUUCCAGAAGGGCAAACGCCAAGCUCUGAGUUGCACUCGCCGGCUCCAGCAGGUGCAGCUGAGACACAAAGCCGUUGUGCUGUUGUACAGGAGUCAACAGAAGUCGGUAUGAUGGGGGCGACCAACACCCCCUCAGCACACCGUGGCUCGGGAGAGCAGCAGUGGCCAGGAAGUAGUUGUGCACGCAUGGCGGCCACGACAGGCACAGACGGGACUGAGGACGGCGUGGAAUGCACUGUCAGCAGUGUCAGUGACUGCGAGGGCCUGAUGGCGGGGCUUGACAGCGAGGAAGCAUGUGACUCUGGUACAGCUAUGGUCGAUGGUGUGGUUGCUAAGGAAACAGACAAGGUGCAGACCCACCAACAAUCCGAGCAGCAGCCUUGGCCUGCCGCAGACCUACUCUGGCCAGCACCGCCGGUUCCGUCCGCCUCGUGGCUUGCAGGUAAUACCGUUAGCCCACCAAACGCGAACAACAUCGCUGUCAGCGCUGGCGGGGCGAGUAGCAGUGCAGGGGUGGGGAAGUCUCCUGUGGCUGGAGGAGCCCGUGUCACUGCACCGGCGGCGCUCAGCACUAACCCGCUCUAUAUCUACCCAAGUGCCGCGCGUGAGGCAGUGGCUGAGCAGGAGCGGGCGACUGUGGCCAUCUGGAUCGCAAGCGAGGGGGGUGCUUCGGCGCCGCCUGCACUUGCAACGCUUGAACAGCGCGCAAUGGUCACGCGCAUCACCGCUGAGGGCACAAUCACCGAAGAGGCAACCACUCCGAAGCUCGAACAGCAGCGCCAACAGGAGUUGCAUGACUUUGGUGACGUCCGGAUUAGCUACUGUGAUGACCUGGGGGCUACCCCGCAAAUUGACUCGGGUGUUCGGCAGCACUCAUGCUACGAAGGCUCCACAGCCCGCUUGGGCUCAAGACCGCAGGACGGCACUAUCAACGGCUACAGCGAUGAUCUGAAUUUGUCCCAAGGUCAACUGGACAUGCCGCCGCACGACUUCAGUGACAUUGGUGCAAGCUAUGACGGCAUGACGACUGCACAGAUGCACCUCGACACGGCCGCUGUAGCUGGACACUCCCACGGUGCCAAGAAGACUGCGUCGUCGCCCUUCAAACGCAUCAAGAAGCUGUUUAGCAAGCGCUUUUCUGCCACCGGCGAAAAGACUACUUCGGCACCUGCCGGUCCGACAGCGUCUGUACACUAUGACGAGACCGUCAUCGCUCCUGGUGCUUCGGACCCUGCUCUGGAGGCCUACUACAGUGGCGCUGACUACUCCACCGCUGUGGCUGGCUUCAGCGCGCUGCCUGCUCCUUACCUAGCGGAGUCGCGCGAGAUUGCGAGUCUUGACAUAGAUUCAAGUGCGUUGCUGGGCGUGCAGGGAGCUAAUUAUGGGGCACAUGGCAUCGGCUUGACCGGCCACCAUCCCCCAACCUUGUCGGGCGAAUUCCUUCCAGGCGUCAUGGAGGAGGCAGCUGCUCGGGACGGCGCCGUGGCGGUCCUCAGCGUUGGGCCCUCCGGGCAGGUGCUGGGUGCACAAACUGAACAGCAGGCCAGCGGCGACACGGCUGACACGAAUGCUGCCGGUGGACGCGCCGGUGGCAAAACGCGACCAUCCGCAGGUGGUGGUGGCGGUGUUGGCCUGGUGAAGGGAGCGGCGGCGUUCCUGGAGGUUGCGGCCAGAGCGCGUGAGGAGCAGAGCUGCCUGCGCCUCCGGGUUUUCGCAAGUGACAUGCAGGGCUUCGUCCGCCUGCGAAAUUCGGCGGAGCUGAUGGCAGAGGAAUUGGCCCGCUGGUUGAACCAGCGCCGCGAACGAGGCAAGAGUACGAAGGACGGCCCCUCCACGAUGCAAUUGUUGGCUUUAUCGUCCGAGCUUCGCAACUUUCUGGCCGUUGGCUUACCGUCGCUCGAGCCGCUCCUUUCCUUCCAAGCCAACCUAGCCGCCGCGGCAGAUCUCUCGGCCCUUCUGCUGCUGGACCCUUCACGGUCGUAUGGGUCCGUGCCGGGCAACGGCCUUGCGGCGGACGCGCGAGGGAGCAUUCCCUGGGAGCUUGCUAGUAAAGGUGUGCUGAUGCACACCACCAUUGACAGCGGCACUGCCAAAGCAACCGAGCUACCACUGUCGUCCGGUCUUACUGUGCUGACAAUCUUCAAGGACGCAAUCGAGGCCUUGCAAAUGCAGCAGGCCCAGGCUAACGCUAGCGGCUACCCAGAGCCCUCUACGGCAGCUCGUCUGCAGCUGCUGUACCGCCGCCAGGCAAAAUGGUGCCUUGGUGCGUUCAUGCAGAUGGCCGCAAGAAGGGUGUGGGCAACCUACAAGGUCCAAGCUGCGCGGUCGAAGCUGGGACUUGUCAUUCCGCCCGGGGCCCCUGACGUCGCUGCAAGCACAGUCGCCUUCCAUGGCCUGUUCCGACCGCUGCGAGAGGACACCGCACCUCAGCAGCUCCUGCUGCUGGCAAAUGCUGGGUUGGACACGAGUGUGGACACUAGUUUUACACUCAGUGACCAGCUCUCCUGCGCUAUCGACGACCUGGUCCGCCAGUCCGCCUCUAGGACUGCAGACCUGCUGCUGGGAUCUGACCUAACGUCGCUGUUGGCCGUUAAGCAGCAGGGUUGCGGCAGCAGCGCGGCUGGUAUCACAAUCAGUGCAGAGGAUGUCGUCUUAACGCACGCAUGUAGUGUCGCGGCUCUCCGCACACUUAGCACGUGGUCAUACGAUAUGACGGCUGUCAGGUUCCGCCCGACGAAGCACACCAAGAUUAUUUGGGAUGGCCUCGUAGGAAACACCGCCUCCGAGGCCGUAUCGCCUCUUUUCUUGGACGGCGCUGACAUUGCUCUAGCCAAUAUUGCCGUUGACUCAGCGUCUGGUGGCGUGCGGCAAGGCGGCCGGGGCAGCGACGCCAACACUUCAAUUUUCGGUCGGGCCCACGUUCAUGCCUUACACGGCCUUUUGGGCCUCACUGGCGUGGGUCGCUGGGUUGCGGCCCUACGUCGGCAUGCUGUUGACCUACUGGCGGAUGCCGCGCCUCUCUUGCGGCGUGUGCAUGAGUUAUAUGACAGCAGCUUAGCUGGUCCACGGGGGCCCAGCAUGCGGGAGUCAGGAGGCGCGUCGGGCUACCUUCAGCUCCAGCAGCGUUGGCUCCGCGACCGAGGUCAUAGCGAGCUGCUUGUCUCGGCACAUAGGGCUCUGCAGGCUCUGGGUAACACCGUAGCAGCUGUAGCUCUCACUGACAGCGUUUUAGCGGAGCUCUGCAUCGGCAGGGCACCACACCUGCUGCCUUUGGCUGCAUCGGCGAUGCAGGCUGAUCAGCAAGCCCACGCUGCUCUCAAGGCCAUGGCCACUGCAGGCCUUAUGGCUGUCUCCCAGUCGGCCGUCCAGGCAGCUUCCCUUGUUCAGGAACGGAUGCAAGAACAACUGCCAGCGGCAUUCGGUCUGCCUGGGUGGGUCUAUGGGUAUUCAGAGCAAAUACCCAGAAUGGUCCAAGUGCAGCUUUCCUGCUUGACACCCGAGGAGCAGGUGGUACAUUCUGCCAACGUCGGAGAUGGUGUUUAUGUAUCAGCGGCGGCGCUCGUGCAACUUGCCGCCGCGGCAGCUAUCGCACCCGGAAGUGUGCUACAUGGGGAUACCAUGACACAGCUACAGCAGGCCGUCACCCUGGAGCAAUUGAAGUCCGAGCUGGCUGUUGCCGCUGCCCAGUCGACCCAUCCUGCGCACUCGAGUGUAAUGGUUGAGAAGGCCACUCUCGAUCAGCUCAAGGCAUGGGCAACGCGUGCUGAAUCAGUUCGCGCGUCCUGGGAUCGAGCUGUGCAGCUUACAGUUGGUGCCGGUACGGCAGCAUCUAGAAUGCCAGGCCAGCGCUCUGCUUGGCCGGAUUCCUCGGCAAGCCAGGCAACUCGGGCCCUCGACACACCAGCUCUUGUCUCCUGCAGCGGUGAGCAGUGGGUAUACUUGGUGCAACAUGCAUCUUCAGCUGGAGCAACCAUGCUCGCGCGGGCUGCGGCUGCGGCAACGGCAUCAGCGCCACAUUCCGUAGCACAGCAACAACAGGCAGUUGCGAAUAGCCAAGGUGCACCAGGUUCCCGUGGACAAGCAGGAUCACAGGGCCGCCCACCAAGCCAGCCUGGCAUGCUGAACGCGACGAUGCCGCCCAUGUCGCGCAACGCCCCUCCGCGCCCGCCAACGAACACCACCUCCCAGCAACCGGGUUCGGCGACGGCCGGUAACGCUGCUUUGCACCGGAACUCCCUGAACGGGCCACCUCUCCCGCCACGCGGAGUGGUAUCUGGGCCCAUUGCCCACGGCGGACGGAGCACCUCAGGGCAGGUCAUCGAGGGCCCUGUUGCCCACCCACCACCACCACCACAGCAGCAACAACAACAGCAGCCGUUGCAGCAGCUUCGUGCGGCGUCCCAGGUGCUCAUGAAGUCCCCCAGGGGUGACGGCACUGGGCUGGGAACGCAUGGUUUAUUUACAAUCGCCGGUAGUACGGUAGCACAGAGCCGGUCGCGCGCGGCCUCAAGCCUUGGCGACUGGGGUCAAAUUGAGUGAUUCACUUUUUGUUGAAUAGCAAAUUGAUACUCGACUGGGCACUCCCAGGCUAGUUACUCGUUAUUUCGUGCAGUGCCAAUGGUUGUUAUUCAAUAUUAAUGGCAAGUUGGGAGGUUUAGAAGCUAGCUGUUGCUAUUGCGAUUGAAUGAGAUUGUAGACUUGAAAGGAUAGAAAGAGCAUUUCGUACAUGACAGUAGGGAAGGUAUAAACGUCGUUUCAUAAUACUGAUCAUCAUGUGAUAAGCUGAAUAGAUUUGCAGGAUAGAUACACGCAGAGUUACGAGUCGGGUGUGUAACCAUACACAGAAC
This is a messenger RNA of Volvox carteri f. nagariensis, 6383 nucleotides long. RefSeq lists its product as uncharacterized. NCBI's taxonomy places the organism in Eukaryota, Viridiplantae, Chlorophyta, Chlorophyceae, Chlamydomonadales, Volvocaceae. The transcript has 24 exons. The record is from RefSeq and is a predicted model, not a curated record. The coding region runs from base 1 to 6075 and encodes 2024 amino acids.